AUGUCCCAGAACGUCAAGAUCUUCUACCAGCCUCAGUACGAGGACCGAAUCUGCGAGAACGGCUACGUCGUCUUCGUCAACUCGGAGGAGUCCCUCGAAAAGUGGAGAGCCGACCCCUCCACCAACAUUGUCAACAUUGUCGCCGCCUACCAGGUCUGGACCACCGGCAAGCAGGGAGUCAACGGAGAACUCAACGAGCCCUCCAACCUGCAGCUCGACACCGACUGGGGAACCCACAAGGUCGACGACAUUAUCCCCAUCAUUCUCAAGGAGGGCUCCUCCAAGGGCUCCGCCAACCUCGGCCACAAGUUUGGAACCACAAACGCUUCCAUGGGCCCCCGAGUGGCCCACUAA
Molecule: messenger RNA, 354 nt
Organism: Yarrowia lipolytica CLIB122
Lineage: Eukaryota; Fungi; Ascomycota; Dipodascomycetes; Dipodascales
Source: RefSeq, a predicted model, not a curated record